UGGGGGUGUCCGGAGUUCUGACUUUCUGCACAAGAAGACAUACACAGCUAGACUCUUCUUCUUCUCCUCCUUUUCUACUGACCUAAAAAAUCCAGAUUUUUGCACAUGAACGCACAUCAACCCGGGAUAUUUGUAAGUGGAAAAGAAACGACCCUGCUCUUUACCCGGGUCGGGCUGAGACCCGGUAAUUUGCCAGUGUUCAGAGAUGCCGGAAGGUCCCACUGUGAGGAGGUUCUGCUCUCUGGUCUCCCCAUUUGUGGGCCAGGUGGUGGUGAAAGCCGGCGGCAGCACCAGGCAGAUCACUCUUCAGGAUCUGAAGGGACAAAUGUUGCAGGACUGUCAGGUUCACGGGAAGAAUGUGUACCUAGCAUUUGGAUGUGGUCUGCUGGAGAAAGCUACUCCUGAUGAUGCACGUGAAUUGGAGGAUGGGGAGCCGCACAGUCCUCAAGAAGACAAGAGAUUGAAGGAUGACGCCCCCAGUGAAGACACUGCUGCUGUCUCCAGUGAUCAGGGCAGUUUAGGAGCCAGCAAGGAGAAUCUCUUGUGCAAUUGGCUGCGUUUCCACUUUGGGCUUUAUGGAAGCGUCAGAGCUAAUGAGUUAUCUCGCGCUCGGCAAGGGAACAAGAGAGGGGAUUGGAAAGACCCAACGCCCAGGUUAAUUCUGCACUUUGAUGCCGGGAGGUUCUUGGUCUUCUACAAUUGCCGAAUGACCUGGUGUUCAUCCCCGUUUGUGGAGCCAACCUGUGAUAUCCUCUCGCCGCAGUUUGAUAAGGAAAAGGCCCUGCAUGCACUGUCACGCCCGAGAGCCGUCUGUCUCACCCUGAUGGACCAAAGACACUUCUCCGGAGUAGGGAACAUCAUUAAGAAUGAAAUUCUCUUCUUGGCACAAACCCAUCCGCUCUCCCUGGGCUCCCACCUACCCGCAGAGACCUUGGUCGCCCUGAUAGACCAUGCCGUAAGUUUCACAGCGGAGUGGCUGAGACACAAGAUGCAGAACAGAGGGCUGCGCUACCACAUCUACAUGAAGGAAUACUGCGAGAGGGGGCAUAAAGUAGUCAAAGAAUCCAUCGGCCCGCCGUCUGGGCUCAAAAGACUCACUUGGUAUUGCCCCACGUGUCAGAAGCUCGUAAACGCAGGAGAAGCGGGACAACCCACUGUACAGUAAAUCGCCCCGGGCGAGGGCAGCUUCCUGUUGAGGUCAGGAAGUCCUGAUUUUUACAGGCUGCAAUCGGCAAUCUGUCAUUCUCGGGCUCUGCCAGAAGCACUUGUGGGACUUGUAGUUCCACAGCUGCUCAAGAGCCUCGGCUGCCCACUCUGCUUUGCAAAUUACUGUCAGUGCGAUUGUUACCCUUUUGUUUAUUGUGUAAAUGUAUUGCACUGAUACAAUGCACUAAUGUUUAGUGUGUGCAACAAUAAGAAUACUGUCAUAUAUGGGUAUUUAGGGAGAAGGUAUGACUUGUGCACUAAGUGUAUAUGUAAGACGGUACAGCCAUAUAGGAGUUAGAUAUUUCAUCAGGUCCCGAUGCUGAGCAGUCAUUACCUACCUCUGGCAGAUAGGUACCUCUGGAUAUAGGCCCCUAAUACAGAAUUGGCAUGGCAUUUCUCCAUGUGGCCUUUUAUAUGUGUAUUGGUGCCUUUUAGUCUUUCCUCUCUCAUACUCACCGCUAGGAAUAAUUUACUUUCCUAUUAUAUUUUUAUUUUUUGGACUUGGGACCAGAACUUUGUACAUUUGCCACACUGAGCAAUGAUAAAGUGUCUAAUGUGUAGAUACAAAUACUAUGAGAGAAAAUAGUAUUGAUCAUUUAUUGAUGCAGAGGGCGAGUAACACCCCUGUGAUUGGGGCAACCUGUGUUUCUUUUAGUUAUAAAUACAAUAAAGUAGAAUUGUAUCUAAAGGGAUUUUUUUA
Molecule: messenger RNA, 1906 nt
Organism: Pseudophryne corroboree (corroboree frog)
Lineage: Eukaryota; Metazoa; Chordata; Amphibia; Anura; Myobatrachidae
Gene: NEIL2
Product: nei like DNA glycosylase 2
Exons: 6
Coding region: 206-1165 (319 amino acids)
Biological process (GO): base-excision repair
Molecular function (GO): DNA-(apurinic or apyrimidinic site) endonuclease activity; zinc ion binding; DNA N-glycosylase activity
Source: RefSeq, a predicted model, not a curated record